AUGGAGGUGUACAUCCAAAUGGUAGGGUGUCACAAACUGGCAGUGCCGCCGAGCCUGCGCCUAUUUGUGAACGGAGAAUUCACACUGUUUAACUGUGGAGAAAAUGUGCAAAGAUUUUUGAACGAGCAUAAGUUACAUGUCGUUAAAACUAGGAAUAUAUUUUUUACGAAAAUUAAUCCAGAAACAAUUGGAGGGUUAGUUGGUCUCCUCCUAACCAUAGAUAACAUAGCAAAUAGUGAUAUAUCCAUUUAUGGACCGAAGCCGAUAGAACAAAUAGUUAACAAUUUCAAGUCUUCCUUUGCGAAACUGAAAAAUAUAAAAUUACAAGUACACGAAAUUUGUGAAAAUCUUCCUGUAGUUUUAAAGGGAAACGUUGUUAUAACGCCAAUAAUGCUACAAGAAAAAGGAGAAAGUGACAUGCCGAACCAGUGCGUAGAAGGAGUGAAUAAUAUUGAAGAGAAAAUAGCUCCCGAAUCGAGUGACAUGCAUCGUCAGGGAACGAAUCACUCACGUGAAGGGGGAGCAGUAAAACAUGGCCCCUCUGGGGAAGGCCGUUCGGAUAAUUUUAAGAAGAGGAAGCUACAGGGGGAGUGCACCCCGAAUGGGGACAAUCACAAGGGUGACCACGAAAAUGGCGAAGUGGAUGGGAAACACACCCCAAAUGGACAAUCCCACCAGGAAGACCACCCCAGUGAAGGAAUUCCUGAGGGAAAACAACCCGAUAGAGAGCUUCUUCACGAAGAGGGGCUCCCCGGCACUACAAAGGACAAACGGAACGACAAGGAGACCAAACCAGAGAAGGGACCAGUGAAGAAAAAGUUCAGCACCAUUUGCUAUGCAAUUGAGUGUCCCCAAACAAUUGGAAAAUUCCAUGUCGAAAAGGCAAAGAGCUUAAAUAUCCCACCAGGAAAAUACUACGGAAUACUAAAAUCUGGAAAGGCCAUUACGUUAAAUGGUAAAGUAAUAAAGCCUGAAGACGUGUGCGAUAAAAACAUAGACGGAAGGAAGGCCCUAGUUAUUGAUGUAGAGGAUGCUGCUGACGUAAAAUAUUUGUUGGACAAACUUGCCAGUAGGGGAGAUUAUUAUUUAAAAAAUUUGGAAUAUAUUUUUCAUUUAUCUGGGGAAGAAAUUACCAAUAUGGACAAUUAUAAAAAUUUUUUUUUAAGUUUAAAAAAUGUGAAAAAUGUUAAAUGCAAUCAAUCCAGUAGUUCUUUGAAAGUAUGUCCAUUUGUUUCCACAGCAUCAUUGAACAACUUCCUUUCGAAAUUAUUGCCUACCAUUUUUUUGAAGUACAAAGCGGACACCCCCCUGUACGAUCAUUGCCACGCAUCAUCGGAUAAUGGUGAUGGGAGGGAAGGCGGAAAUUUGGCCUCAACUGCGAAGGAGGGUGGACCCGCAUUCCAAAUAGGGAAUUCCUCCCAAGAGGGGAGCGCCUCACAUGGUCCUACCGCGGGGGAUUUAAAGGAGGUGGGAAAAGAAGUGAAGGAAGAGAUAAAAGAGGCAGUAAAGGAAGUGGUGGAGAAGGACGAAGCAAACCACACAAAGUGCGAACAAAGCGAUUCGUACCUUGUGUACAACCCACUGAGCAAAUUUGUUCUGCAUCCGUUUCACAAAGUUAGCAUAAGCACGGAAGAGAUGCUAUGCGAAUUAUAUCCAACAAUUUUUAAUUCCGCGAAAAUAUCGAACGUCUUAAGGAAUAAUGAAGAAUUACUAAAGACAUUUGACCAUUUUAACAAUAGAGCAACGGAGAGUUACUUAAAAUUUCCUUCCUUUUAUUUUCUCGGUACCGGUUGUUCAAUGCCCUCAACGUUUAGAAACGUUUCUGGCAUCAUUUUAAACAUUGAAGAAAAUUUCAGAAUUGUCUUGGAUUUUGGAGAGGGCUCCCUCUACCAGCUGUACUGGAUGAGCCAGUCGUGGCUCCAUUUUUCCAAGACCAUUAAGUCGAUUAAAGUAGUAUUCAUUUCACACGCACACGCAGAUCACCACAUGGGACUUUACUACCUACUGCAUAUGCGCAGACUCCUAUUUCCACACCUAGAUGACCCGCUCAUACUGAUCCCGUCAACGCUAAAAAGUUGGAUGAAUUUAUUUGGUGAACUCUUUUUUGACAAACCAGUGAACGUGUUGUACAAUAAAGAAAAUUUGGAAGUAAAGGAAAAAGUCGGCGAUGACGACAGCUUUGUAUUUCUCCGUCCUUUUAAGGUACGCAUGUUUUAUAAAUCCUUUCCAUUCAUAAUGAAGUAUUGGGUUAACCAUGUUAAAGAGUCCUACGGCAUAAAAAUUGAACGCAAAAAUAUCGGUUCCGUGGUUUACUCAGCGGACACAAGACCAUGCGAUAAUGUCAAAAUGUUCUCCAAAAACUGUGAUAUCUUAAUACACGAAGCCACCUUUGAUGACGAAUUGCUGGACGAAGCCAUUCAUAAGAAGCACUCUACAACACAUGAAGCUAUGCAAAUUAGUCUAGAAGUCCAGUGUAAAACGUUAAUAUUAACUCAUUUCAGCCAGAGGUACCCAAAGGCACCCAAAUUAAACAAGUCAUCCUCCUCCGAAAUUAACGAAAUUAUGAAUAAAACAAUUUACAGCUUCGACUACAUGUGCAUUCCCUUAAAUUUAAUAAACGAAUUACCUCAUUAUUUCAGCAUUCUAUUAAAUUUAUUGGAAAAAAUAUUCUAA
This is a messenger RNA of Plasmodium coatneyi, 2673 nucleotides long. RefSeq names its product Ribonuclease Z. Gene Ontology annotation, molecular function: 3'-tRNA processing endoribonuclease activity. The transcript is spliced from 6 exons. Lineage: Eukaryota; Apicomplexa; Aconoidasida; Haemosporida; Plasmodiidae. The coding region runs from base 1 to 2673 and encodes 890 amino acids. The record is from RefSeq and is a predicted model, not a curated record. Gene Ontology annotation, biological process: mitochondrial tRNA 3'-end processing. Gene Ontology annotation, cellular component: mitochondrion.